CCAACACCACUUCUUGCACAGUCACAUUUGCUUGUUUAGGUGCUGAGAAUGUCAGUGACAUUCAUAUUCACACUUUCUGUUGCCAUACUAUCUGCUGCUUCAGCCUUUGCAGCAGUUCAACACAGGUCACCAGAAGUCUACUUGCAGAAUGGUAACUUUGAGGAGAAACCAGACCCCAGAUACCUCAAGAAAACUAGACUCAUUGGGAAAUAUGCUCUUCCAAAAUGGGAGAUCAAUGGUCAUGUUGAGUAUGUGUCAGGAGGGCCACAACCUGGAGGCGUGUAUUUCCCAGUUAGUGAUGGAGUGCAUGCUGUGAGGCUUGGAAAUGAGGCUUCAAUCUCACAAACUGUGAGGGUUAAGCCUGGGAAAUGGUAUGCUGUAAUUGUACGAGCAUCAAGGACUUGUGCUCAAGAUGAGAUGUUAAGGAUCUCAGUGCCUCCACACUCUGGAGAUGUUCCUUUGCAGACCCUUUAUAGCCUCAAUGGUGAUGUUAUUGCUUGGGGAUUCAGGGCCAUUUCUUCUGUUACAAAAGUGAUUUUCCAUAACCCUGGAAUUCAAGAAGAUCCUUCAUGUGGUCCACUGUUGGAUGCUGUUGCUAUUGCUCGGUUCAACCCUCCAAAGCCUACAAGAGAUAAUUUGGUUAAAAAUGGUGGCUUUGAGGAGGGUCCAUUCCCUAUUUUCAACUCUUCAAACGGUGUUCUGCUACCUCCCAAACAAGAAGAUCUUGUGUCUCCACUACCUGGUUGGAUGAUUGAAUCCAUCAAAGCCGUGAAGUUCAUAGACUCAAAGCAUUUCAGUGUCCCACUUGGACAUGGAGCAAUAGAGCUUAUCGCAGGCAGGGAAAGUGUCAUUGCCCAAAUUCUCAGAACAGAUCCCAACAAAGUCUACAACAUGAAGUUCGCAGUUGGAGACGCCAAAAAUGCUUGUCAUGGAUCGAUGAUGGUUGAAGCAUUUGCAGCAAAAGAUACCCUCAAAGUUCCCUUCAAAUCGGAAGGAAAAGGAAAAUUCAAGACUGUGAGCUUCAAGUUCAGAGCAAUUGAAAACAGAACCAGAAUAACAUUCUACAGCUCUUUCUACCAUACAAGAAUUCACGACUAUGGAUCUCUUUGUGGCCCUGUUAUUGAUCAAGUUAUAGUGUCUCCUGUUGCCUAA
Molecule: messenger RNA, 1152 nt
Organism: Vigna angularis (adzuki bean)
Lineage: Eukaryota; Viridiplantae; Streptophyta; Magnoliopsida; Fabales; Fabaceae
Product: protein DUF642 L-GALACTONO-1,4-LACTONE-RESPONSIVE GENE 2
Exons: 3
Coding region: 49-1152 (367 amino acids)
Cellular component (GO): cell wall; plasma membrane
Source: RefSeq, a predicted model, not a curated record